CAUGAUUGAUCAAGCACAUCACCCAAGUGUUUCCCAGAAGCUAGCAGCUGGGAGUCUUCUAGGAUCAAGCAUGUCACAGUUCCAUGCUUGCGAGAAUGGUUUACAGCAACCACACAUGUUUCGUAGGCAUUUCCAUAACCAAACCUACACAAACGCCGCCUUUCAGCACCCCAUGCACCCGCGAACUCAAUUCCCUGUUGUCCCAAAAUCAUCUUCUAUUUGCGUUCAAGCCCCAGCAGAAAAAGGUUUUACAGGAUUCGCCAUUGAUUUCCUCAUGGGUGGAGUUUCUGCAGCCGUAUCAAAAACUGCUGCAGCUCCAAUCGAACGUGUCAAGCUUUUGAUUCAGAAUCAAGAUGAGAUGAUUAAGGCCGGUAGGUUAUCUGAACCAUAUAAAGGCAUUGGUGAUUGUUUUGGUCGAACAAUCAAGGAUGAAGGUUUUGCUUCAUUGUGGAGAGGAAACACAGCUAAUGUCAUUCGUUAUUUCCCAACUCAGGCAUUGAACUUUGCAUUCAAAGAUUACUUUAAGAGGCUUUUCAACUUCAGAAAAGAUAGAGAUGGUUACUGGAAAUGGUUCGCAGGUAACUUGGCAUCGGGAGGUGCAGCUGGUGCUUCUUCUCUCUUUUUUGUUUAUUCGCUUGAUUAUGCGAGAACCCGUUUGGCAAAUGAUUCUAAGGCUGCAAAGAAGGGUGGAGGGAGGCAGUUUAAUGGUUUGGUUGAUGUCUACAAGAAGACAUUAGCAACCGAUGGUAUUGGUGGCCUUUAUCGAGGGUUUACUAUUUCGUGUGUUGGAAUUAUCGUCUAUCGUGGUUUGUACUUUGGGUUGUAUGAUUCUUUGAAGCCCGUCAUUCUCACAGGAAAAUUGCAGGAUAGUUUCUUUGCUAGCUUUGCACUGGGUUGGGUGAUCACAAACGGUGCUGGACUUGCAUCGUAUCCAAUUGACACAGUACGUAGAAGAAUGAUGAUGACAUCUGGUGAAGCAGUCAAGUACAAGGGUUCCAUGGAUGCAUUGACUCAGAUCAUGAAAAACGAGGGCGCAAAGUCUCUAUUUAAGGGUGCUGGUGCCAACAUUCUCCGAGCCAUCGCAGGUGCUGGUGUGCUCUCUGGUUAUGACAAAUUGCAGCUGCUCGUCCUUGGAAAGAAGUACGGAUCAGGUGGUGCUUAAAUGAAGAUAGCUUUUUUUCCUCUAUAUAUGGUGACGAAAAGCUUACGAUUUUUUAAUGAUUUUUUUUCCUUUUUUUUAUUAUAAUAGUCUUAAUAAUAAUGGGUGGCUUUCAGUAUUUGACCGCCGAUUCUGAUUUUCUAUUUUGAUACAUAUAUCUUGUACUACCUGAUUUUAUGGUGUGGUUAUUG
Molecule: messenger RNA, 1350 nt
Organism: Lactuca sativa (garden lettuce)
Lineage: Eukaryota; Viridiplantae; Streptophyta; Magnoliopsida; Asterales; Asteraceae
Product: ADP/ATP translocase 1, mitochondrial
Biological process (GO): mitochondrial ADP transmembrane transport; mitochondrial ATP transmembrane transport
Cellular component (GO): mitochondrial inner membrane
Molecular function (GO): ATP:ADP antiporter activity
Source: RefSeq, a predicted model, not a curated record